UGUCAGUAUAUCCUUCUCAAUUUUCAAAACCUUCCAGACGCUAGACCUUUUUCCUGGGUUUUUUCCUUUCCCUUUUUCUUUUCCAUUUUUUAACGAGCCAGAGGAAAACAGUUUCCGUACCGGCAAGAAGGAAGCGUUUUUGGUGCCUCAGAAUCUCGCCAAAUCACAAAGUCAAGGUUUCGGUUGAUUAAUCGAAGCCGUUAGUGUUGAAAUAGAAUGGAGAUUAGCGGAGGAACAGAAGCCUUGAAUCGCGUUCCAUUAUCAGAAGUUGUUUCCGAUUGCGUCAAAAGAUGGUUUAAGGAUACUUUGACAGAGGCCAAGCGUGGGGAUAUCAACAUGCAGGUCUUGGUUGGUCAAAUGUAUUAUAGCGGUUAUGGCAUUCCAAGAGAUGCUCAGAAGGGAAGAAUUUGGAUGACAAAAGCAUCAAGAAGUCGGUCAUCCGUCUGGAAAGUUAGUGAUAAACAUCCAGGUUAUAAUGCUAGCGAUUCGGACUCAGAUGACGUGACUCACGAUUCUUAACUAGAUCAGUGCUGUAUGUCAUGUCAAAACAACCACUGGAUGUGCUUUUCACUUGGGGAACUCUACUUGCUCAGCAACAUUCGUAGCUGCGAAGAACAACAUUCGUGCACUUCCUGAAUGUUGAAUUUAACGGAUGUAAUAUGCUUUGAUUUCACCUUUACCCUACAAAGAAUCUGUGGCACUUCCCUGUGGUCAAAUAGGCUAAAUCCUAUAUCCACUUUUUAUUCUGUUUAGGUUGCCUCUGUUCACUGUCUGCCAGACAUUUUCAAUUGAUUUUUGCAUAAUUGUUAAGGUCUGAACUCUUUUAGUUGCUAAUAAAAUUCCCUUUUAAGAACAA
This is a messenger RNA of Cucurbita maxima (winter squash), 856 nucleotides long. RefSeq lists its product as uncharacterized. The record is from RefSeq and is a predicted model, not a curated record. Lineage: Eukaryota; Viridiplantae; Streptophyta; Magnoliopsida; Cucurbitales; Cucurbitaceae. The transcript has 5 exons. Gene Ontology annotation, molecular function: protein binding. Bases 217 to 519 code for a protein of 100 amino acids.